Messenger RNA from Folsomia candida, 1627 nucleotides. RefSeq lists its product as uncharacterized. The transcript is spliced from 10 exons. Lineage: Eukaryota; Metazoa; Arthropoda; Collembola; Entomobryomorpha; Isotomidae. The record is from RefSeq and is a predicted model, not a curated record. Bases 668 to 1507 code for a protein of 279 amino acids.
UAUACAUAACACAUUCGAUAAAAAUACACUGAAACGAUGGGGAAACGCUUGGUAAUUGCGUCGUGGCCGAUAAUCAGAGUCCUCCUCCUGGUCUUUGUGCCUGGGAUUAGCUCGGAACUCCGCUUCUGCCACAAUGGGCCUCACCGCAUCAAGGACACGGACUGUCCUGGGGGCUUUAUUGCCAAGAGACCCAUCAACCUCACCUGCGCCUUCUAUGCAAUCAGCGACUCUGUGCCCGAGGGAUCCACGCCUCAGGUGAUUGAGAGCUACUGCGACGCCCCCUCCGCCAUUGAUUUGACCGCGCAAGGAGGCGAAGUGGGGAUCAAAAUGCUGCAAGAAUUCAGCAUCAACAUUGUCGACCCCGCCGCAGCCCCAUCACAACCAGGAAACUUCACCCCCGAGGGAGUCUGCAUGGACGAAUGUUUGGCCCAAUGGGUUGACCCCACGUUCGUAGCGGACGAUCCCCACCUGGAAGACUACUUCCCACUCAACUCCACGAACCGAGGUGGAGGAAGCGCUGGCUCUGACCAAGGACUUUUUCGUCACCCUGCUCAACGAGGAGACCUUCGAGGAGGACGACCCCGAGGGAGGCGUGAUCCAGCCCUACGACCCGCUCUGGAAUGGCAACGGGACGGAGCCGCGCAUCGUCCAGCUCCUCGCCCAGUCGAUGCAGAUCAUGUGGGGGGCCUGCCACCCCUUCAUCGAGGACUCCUUCCUCAGACAAAUCCUCAAAGUCAGCAUCCUUAUGCGGGAUAGACAUCACAAGGCCUUGGUGGACAUUGGGGUCCAAGAGUUCAAAGUCAUCUCGGCCAUUCUGACCCAGUGUCAGGAGAUGAAAAACGAGGAGUUCCGGCUCAUCGGCUCCGGUUGUGACUCGUUUCAAAAGGUGGAGCGGAUUGAGAACUUGCGAACUGGGAAAACGUUCCCUUAUCGACCCUUAGCUCAGUCCUUCGUGUGGGGAAAGUAUGACCCGCUGCCUGAAGCCGCUUGGAGUGCUGUGGCCUUUGUGAAUUCAUACUGCUCCCCUUUCUUUGUCAGCAACUUUCCUCACUUCCACAUGUACGUGAUUGCGAUGGAGGCUCUUUUUCCUCCCUACCCCGUCCAACGCCAAUGGACCACGCCCACGAACAUCAGCACCGCCAUCUUCAAUUCCGUCCUGGAGACGGCAGACGUCAAGAUUGCCAUGCGGAACUUGGAUGCAUGUGUGCUUGGAGGAAAUCGAAAUACCAUUUUUCGACAUCGUAUCGAACGCCCUUUCACGCCCGAAGUGCUGUUGGCGACGCCGACGUACAGCACCCCACCGGAGACGGACAUGGCGGGCUGGACCAAGAGUUUGGCAGCCUACUGGAGACAGUACGAGGCUCGAGGAGGGUUCCGAGGUGUGAGCAAGGACUGGGGAUACUGCCUCCAAGACCCACAGGAACCAGAAGCCAAGCAGAGUACGGUGGACGACAUUAGGACAAAAACCUGUGGUGGGGCGGAACCCAGUGACGGGAAUCAACAAUGACUCAGACUAACCCUCGUCUAUCACAAUGACCAAACGCCAAAUAUCGGGCAAAAUGGACUACCGAAAAACAUAGGUGUACUAGAUUUGCAUGAGAAAUAAACAUCAAUUUUUUAAACUUUA